Telopea speciosissima is the source of this 1195-nucleotide messenger RNA. RefSeq names its product GDSL esterase/lipase At5g45670-like. Gene Ontology annotation, molecular function: hydrolase activity, acting on ester bonds. The coding region runs from base 1 to 1101 and encodes 366 amino acids. The record is from RefSeq and is a predicted model, not a curated record. The transcript has 5 exons. Lineage: Eukaryota; Viridiplantae; Streptophyta; Magnoliopsida; Proteales; Proteaceae.
AUGAGUAAAAGAUGGUUGCUGUACUGUGUGUUGUUGCUAUGGGUAGUAGUAUCGAAUUUGGCAAAAAGAGUUGUCCGUGCAGAGCCACAAGUUCCAUGUUACUUCAUCUUUGGGGAUUCUCUAGUCGACAAUGGCAACAACAAUGCUAUGGCUUCGCUUGCUAGAGCCAAUUACUUACCCUAUGGAAUCGACUUCGCUGGUGGACCAACUGGAAGGUUCUGUAAUGGUAAAACCACCACAGACAUCAUUGCUCAACUCUUGGGUUUCGAUGACUAUAUUCCACCCUACGCAAAUGCAAGAGACGAAGAUCUACUGAGAGGAGUGAAUUUUGCAUCUGCAGCUGCUGGAAUAAGAGAUGAGACUGGACAACAAUUGGGUGGUCGAAUCACUAUGAAUGGACAGAUAAAUAAUUACCAAGCAGCAGUAAAUAGAGUGGUAAACUUACUUGGAGAUGAGAAUACAGCAGCAGACCACUUGAGCAGAUGUAUAUACUCAGUUGGAAUGGGUAGCAAUGACUACCUUAACAACUACUUCAUGCCCUUGUUUUACUCUUCAAGCCGUCAAUACACACCUCAACAAUUUGCUGAUGUUCUUAUCCAACAAUACUCUCAACAAUUAAGGACUUUAUACAAUUAUGGAGCAAGGAAGGUAGCUGUGAUAGGAGUAGGUCAAAUAGGAUGUAGCCCAAAUGAACUUGCACAAAAUAGUCCUAAUGGCCAAACAUGUGUGGAGAGAAUCAAUAGUGCAAAUCGGAUGUUCAAUGACAGGCUUAUAUCUCUUGUUGAUGAUUUCAACAACAAUUUACAAGGCGCCAAAUUUAUCUACGUAAAUGCUUACGGAAUUUUCGAUGAUAUUUUGAGGAGCCCUUCAUCUUAUGGGUUUACUGUUACAAACAAAGGUUGCUGUGGAACGGGGAGAAACAAUGGUCAAAUUACAUGUCUUCCUCUGCAAACUCCAUGCCCAAACAGGAAUGAGUAUAUUUUCUGGGAUGCAUUUCAUCCAACCGAAGCUGCGAACGUGAUCAUUGGAAGAAGGUCAUACAGUGCUGCAUCUCCUUCUGAUGCUUAUCCGAUGGAUAUCAGCAGAUUAGCUCAGGCCUAGAUAUGGCCGGAGAGACGAUAUAUAUGAUGGCUAUGGACCAAAUUGCACUAUUUCAUGAGAGUUUUAAAUUUAUUCAUCUUCUAUACCAUUAUUU